GCCCCGCGCCCGCCGCUGCCCGACCCGCGCUGCCGCCGAGCACCAGGUCCAGGAGCCCAGGAGCCAUGGGCAGGGACGGCCGGCACCCGGCACCCUGGGCAGCCCGCUGCGGGCGGCACUGAGCUGGGGCAGACGGCAGCGGGACCAUGGGCUGCCGGCGGCGGCGGGGAGGCACGGCAGCAGGCAGGGCUGUCGGGGCGGUGUGCUGGGGGCUGUAGAGCCGGGCAGCGGGCAGCAUGCCCGGCAGCCUCUCACCCGCCUCCCGCGCAGCAUCCCUUCUCCGCGGCGGCGUGGGAUGAGGCCGCCCGCCGCCCCGGGCAGCUCCGGGGACGGGUGCAGCCCAGGGCUCCGGCCGCCGGUGCUCGGCCCCCAGCGCCCCGCCGCAACGCCCCACCACAGGGCAGCGGCCCCGGGGCCCUGAGCCAUGGUCAGCCGGGAGCCCCUUCCCGGCCCGGCCCCCGCCGGCGAGGGCAGCCAGGAGAAAGCCAUGACAGUGCGCUCGGUGCUGCUCAACCGCGACUCGCCCGACAUCGAGAGCCGCCUCAAGCGCCGGCGCAACCGCACGCAGCAGGUCCGCUUCAAGGACCUGGUGGAGGGCGGCGUGGGGCGGGCGGCCAGCCCCCCCCCUGGGCCCACAGCCACCACCGGCCCCAACACCCCACGUGCCUCGCCGCCCCCCAGGGACGCCCCUGAGCCGGCGGCUCUCUGUGCCUCGCGGCGGAGCUGGCCCCAGGCCCAGCCGGGCUCGCUGACGCUGCCCAUGCCCAGGAAGGCGUGCAUGAGCACCGCUAUCCAGACCUCCCCCAGCCUCCAGAAGCCCUUCCCAGCCUCCCAGCCCCGCAGCAAGAGCGCCUGCAACGUGGCCGGGGACGCCGUGCUGCCCGCCGCCACGGGGAGCGCCCGGUGCCCCGGACGGGCCGUGCCCACCGUUACCAGCUGGGCUAUGCCCCCGCGGGUGCCCGGCAGCCUCCCGGUGCACGAUCACGCCACGGCCCUCGCCCAGCACGCUGCCGUGUGCCGCGUGCCACCGCCACCGCCCAGGGAUCCCUGUCCCCCUCAUCUGGGCACGGCCGGCUGCCCCGCUGCCCGCUGCACCUCCCCGGCACAGAGCUGUGCCCCCGAGCCCUGCCCGCCGCCCUCUGCCUGCGCCCGGCUCCGCGGGAACCCCAGGGGCGGCCGCGGGAAUGCCCCACGCCCGGCUUCCGUACCCUGCGGUCAGCCCCGGCCGCCCGCCGAGCCACGGGGGCUUGGCCGCAGCGACUCGGAGCGGAGCCUGCCCCACGGGCGCCCACCGCCGCAGCCCUCGCCGCACCGCCAGCAGACCGUCCCCGCCACGGACACCCACGGCCUCCGCCAGCCAGCUCAGGGCAACCCCCCGCGGGACCCCCCGCCACCCCAGCACCAGCUCUGCGGCACGCCCUGGGGGGGGCCCUGCUGCACCUCGACAGCCCCCAUCCCACCAGCGCCAGGCUGGCACGGCUCUGCCGCCACCGUGCCGGAGAAGACACCAGCUGCGCUUGGCCGUCCGGACCCCCGUGGCAUCUGCAGCCGGCUACGCGACACCGAGCCUGGCCACGGCCGGGCAGGACCAGAGGGGCCCAGGGAGCCGCUGCCCCCAGCCCCGCAGGGCCCCGGCGUGGGGACGCAGCCGGCUGGCCGGGCACCACAGGUCCCCCCGCACGGGCAGCCCUGCCUCACCGCCGAGCAGUCUGAGACACUGCGCCACGUCCAGGACCUUCUGCAGCUGGUGGUGGCGGCCAAGGGGCCGGUGGGACCACCAGCGGGGGACGAGGACGCCCAGACAUCUCAGGGAGAGGGCCCCCGGAGGCCCGGGGAGCAGGGGGACCUGCAGUCCCAGCUGCAGUCCCUGGAAGGGGUGCUGGAGACCAGCCAACAAACCAUCCGGGUGCUGCUGGACGUUAUCCAGGACCUGGAGAAGAAGGAGGCCCAGCGGGACGGGCGACACUCGUACCGGACAGGGCAAGACAUCGCCAACUGUGGGACCUGCCGGGACUGUGCCUGCAUCAUCUACAGCGUGGAGCACGAUUUCCGGCAGCAGGAGGGCCGCUUCCAGCAGGUGCUGAGCCAUAUCGAGGGCGACACGACACCAAGCUCCCCUGCGGCGGCGGUGGGGGCCGUCUUGCCGCCCAGGCAAGAGCCGUCACCAGUGACGAAGCUGCCUGCAAAGCUGGACGCAAAGAAAUCCAGGCGCAAAUGCUUCUGGUUCCUGUGAGCCGGCGGUGCCCGGUGGGCCAGGAGCGCAGGGGCACCGUCCCAGCACUGACCCCCUGCCCACGUCUCCUUCUUUCUCUCCCUCCCUCUGAUGGUAGGGUUUGGGUAGCACCAGCUUUUAUAUUUUUAACCAUUCAGUUUAAUGUAUCGAAGCCCCUGUGUAAAUAAGGCAAGGGGAACAAUGGCUGUAUUUAAUGAGAAUUCAAUAAAUUCUACGGAGACGCUAUUUUUGUUA
Aquila chrysaetos chrysaetos is the source of this 2467-nucleotide messenger RNA. Its product is annotated as INSYN2B protein-like. Gene Ontology annotation, biological process: inhibitory postsynaptic potential. The record is from RefSeq and is a predicted model, not a curated record. NCBI's taxonomy places the organism in Eukaryota, Metazoa, Chordata, Aves, Accipitriformes, Accipitridae. Gene Ontology annotation, cellular component: postsynaptic density.